AUGCAGGUGCCCAAUAUCGUUGGCGCCAUCCGCUUCACGUACGGCUUUCACCGAACGGGGUCAGAGGAAGGCGUCAUAUUGGACAUGUGGCUCGGUGCCGAGUGCGUCGCCAACGUCUGCAGUGACAUCGCGGUGAACCUGCUCCUCUGGAAAGCGUUGGCGGGUGUCGAUGGUGUUCAGCAUGUGCUGUACGCCGACGACAUCACCAUCUGGGCCACUACGGGAAACAUAGGAGUGAUGGAGGAAUGCCUGCAAGCAGCGGCGAGCAUAGUAGACCACCAUGCUACGUACUGCGGCCUCGAAUGCUCCCCGUCCAAGUCUCAAUUUGUGCAUAUUCGACCUUCCCCGAAAUGCAAAAUCUCAGUUCAGCUUUCUCUCGCCAGUGGCCCCAUCCGAGAAGUGGAGGAGAUUCGAAUACUCGGUCUCUUCAUUAAUCAACAUCGCAAGGCAGACACAACUCUUGCCAAACUCCGCAAGGUUGGCGACCAGGCACAGAUGUUGCCUGUGCUGCGAGCGUUCGUGGUGUGGAACACCGCGGCGUUGCUGUUCUGCUGCGCCGGCAACCUGGCCGGUCUUCGUUACCCGCCCAAGUGGUGGACCCACGUAGACGCCGACAAGGUCACCGCAACACAGAGGGUGGCGCUUGUAGCUGUUUGGACGCCGGUGAUCACAGUCGCUGCAUUGUGCAAGAUCUACUACACCGCCCAGCUGUACAGGUUCUAUCGAACAUACAAGGAUACCGGCGGCAAGGCAUUCGACGGGGCCUCCAUGGCGGCUACACGGAGUGUACGAGCGGAAGGUGACCGAACAUCCAUAGUUCACACGCCGGAUGACGUCACUGCACCGAAUCUCUCCAAGUCUAUGGAAGGCACAACCCUGACUACGAAGUCUCAAAGCUUCGGCGUUAAAUCGCACCGACUGUCUGCGGCCGCAGAGGACCAGACCACCACAAUACAACCACGGGGGACAAAGUCCGGCAAGUUCGGCAACCGCUCGCGGAGGCAGUCGGUGACAUCUAAAAGCCGCACUACCCCCGUACUACCACCAAGGACAAAGUCUGGCAAGUUCGGCGACCGUUCGCGAAGGCAUUCGGGGCCCGCUGAAGAGCGCACCACCACCCUACUACCACCAGGGAAAAAGCCUGGCAAAUUGGGCGGCCGCUCGCAGGCUAGCAUAGGUGUCGCGCAAAACGCUGCAAAGCCUCCGGGGGGCAAGUCCAAGGGGCAGGCCGUCGGCGCCGUUGGACGAGGUACCGCCAGCGCAGCUUCCACGACUCGCAGCAAGCCGGCCAUUCGGGAGUCGCGCCGAUCGUCCUUCCUUGCCGCAGGUGGUACCCAGAAGGACGGAAAAAAGUCCCAGCGACCGUCCGGCACCUCCGCUGCUGAUGCGAGGGCCGUGGCGGAAACGAUACGGAAAGCAGCGCCCCGCUCGCGACGGCAAUCCGUGACUGAUGGCGGCGGUUCCACCCAGCGUCCGAGCAGCGUCGGUUCCACGCCCCCGCUGCAGACGUCGCGGAGGCAGUCUGUCGCUGGCCUCGCCGCAGUUGCAGCAGCGCAGCUAGCCGCCCAAAACAGGGCUCGCAGGAAGUCCCUAACCGGCGCAGAUGCUACCGGCGUCGGCGCUGCUUCUACGCCCAAGAAGUCCAUCUGACAGUCUCGUUGGCAGUCCGUGGCCGCUUUUGGGAGCCAAGGACGCGUCCCGAGGGUCUAGCACCACCUCGGCUACCUACGGGUUGCGUGGACAGUAUUGGCGUUUCCAGGAAGUCUAGCACUCGGCAGGCGCCCUAACAUUCUAGAAUGUGCACAUGUUACAGAGCUGCAAUAUUGCGUGCGGUCGUGGCCGCCGAUAGAAUGCAGCAAAAUAU
Molecule: messenger RNA, 1864 nt
Organism: Dermacentor silvarum
Lineage: Eukaryota; Metazoa; Arthropoda; Arachnida; Ixodida; Ixodidae
Exons: 7
Coding region: 1-1650 (549 amino acids)
Source: RefSeq, a predicted model, not a curated record